Messenger RNA from Paramacrobiotus metropolitanus, 2199 nucleotides. RefSeq lists its product as uncharacterized. Gene Ontology annotation, molecular function: protein binding. NCBI's taxonomy places the organism in Eukaryota, Metazoa, Tardigrada, Eutardigrada, Parachela, Macrobiotidae. The transcript has 3 exons. The coding region runs from base 284 to 1984 and encodes 566 amino acids. The record is from RefSeq and is a predicted model, not a curated record.
UCAAAUUAGAAUUUAGAGUAUGAUUCAAGUUGUUCGAGUAAGUAAGGUUUUACUUACUUGAAUAGAGUAAUUUAAUUCUGCGGACAGUAAAAGUUAAAAAUGGAUUUUCUGGUAGCUUUUUAAACUUGUGAUAGCAAAUUGAUAGAGCACAAGCUUUUCGGAUCCAGUAAACGUAAGUUGGACUGCACUCUGGGAACCAUCGAGUUCUGAGUAUAAACUGAGACUUCUCACACCUGAAGAGGAGUUCUCGUACACCUAUUUGGCAAACAGUCCGGCAGACACGAUGUGCAGCGUGUAUCCCCGCUCUCACGACAUUUACGCGUGGAACGCGGUGGACGUGCGGGCCAGCGACGGCACGCUGCAGCACGGCCGCGUCAUCAACGUCCUACACAACGGUUUGGUCGUCGAUUUCGACUGCCCCGGACGACGCGCUGAACUGGUUAAUCCUGAACUGGUACCAGUGCACUACAGCCGCCGUCCCUCCGGACACACCUUCGAUGGCACAAUUGACUCGGCAUGGCACUUUGACAAUGCAGUGUUCCCCGGGGGUGACGAAAAGCCCUCUGUGGAGGUCUUGGCGCGGACCAGUGCGGCUAGCCCGUGGACAUGGCACUCAGCGGUACCAUUGUAUCGAAAUCUUUUCUGUGGGCGGUAUAUAUUUGUGGAUAUGCAGCUGGACAAAGGCAUAGUACGGCGACUGAUGCGGGCGCAUUCUGUGCGUUUAGCGGAGUCUGCGAACGCUCCUAUCAGCAGCCGUGACAUCGGGAUUUACGACUUCGUCACUCGCGCCUGCACCCCUCCCGCGGACUACUGGGGCGGUGACUGCGUUACCGCGCCUUUGUGGGACGCCUGGAAGGAGGCGGUGGAGGCGUCCAAGUACGAGUUUUGGCCUGUGUGUGUCAUGGGCAGGACACUGGUGUAUUUGCUAGAAGUGCUAGAGCCACCGUUGGAAGACGAGCAGCUAGAAAAGCUAAUGGCCGAUGCAAGAAGCCGUCUCCAGCAGCAGUCAUACCAAUUGCCUGCACCGUUCGAGCCGCCCCCCGAUGUUGAAGGACGCCAUCAGGCGGAAGUGUUGUCCUUGUUACCGGCUGAAAUUCUCCGGCAGGUCUUAGACAUGCUGGACACCGUGCAGCGGGCCCAGUGUCGUCGCGUUUGUGCGCUGUGGAGCGAUCUCAUCGGGACGGACGAGCGCGUAAUCUGGGUGUCCUUUUCCCACCAGCGUCUCAUCGAUAGGGACGGUAUCGCCACGACGCCCAAUGAGGCCGAGUGGUGCCGAUCGGCGUACCUCGUAGGCAUGUGUUUGUGGAAAUGCCUGCGGCGGACCCCCCAAACCAUCAUCAUUAGCAACGCAUCCCAACAACACCCGAAUCAUUCCCCUCUGGGUAACUGCUUCGAUCUGAUCGACAGCAUCCAGCACGAGCUGGAUCCCGAGGAACCCGUCACAGUUAUUGUGUACAAAUUCCACUGGGAUCUGGGCACUGGCCUUGACGAGGAUCUACAUGCGGCGGCAUCAGCGGUGUAUGGAUGCAUGGUGUGGAAGGACGGGACGUUCAGCGGUCCCGGGGAACACUUUCGUCGCGAGCCGAUUAAAUACGGUGUAACUUACGAGAGCGGCGAAACCCUGGAUGUGGACGGUGAUCCCGUCCCCGUUCACUUGUAUCUGAGUAAUUUGCUGGAAAAGGGGUUGACGCUUGAUUGUCGGGAAACUCGACUCCAGCUGAAGGAUUGGUUCGCCGAUGUGGCCCAACAGGAGGCGGGUUCCGUAGAUCGUCAACGGAUCGACACGAUUAUGGGCUCUUGUCAGGAGAACGAUCCGCGUGUCAUUGUCAAGUUCGGCAGGAUGCAAUGGACUGUGGAUACUGUGCAGGGCGAGGAGUUGGACAAGUUGACCAAACUGACGUUGUGCGCACUGCAGCGGGAAAUGGUGCGUGGCAGAGGUGCUCAGUCCGAUCAACUUCCGGCUCACACACCGAGUGCACAGUAGUGUACUUACAAGUACUAACGUUCAACAAUGUUAAGAUUAUUAAUCCGUUCUCGCAAGUGUACCGACUACGGAUUGAUGCGUGUUUCAUAUUUUUCACUACAGUUUUCGUUUUGUUUGUAUCUGCUUUGUGAUAAAAAGUGGUAACUUAAAUUCUUUAUCACUAGUGUGAGUGGGGGACAGCUGACAAAGAUGAUGCAGCAUGAACACUGAACAGG